AUGAGGUUCAUUUCACCAAUCCAAGUAAACAAACGUUAAUAAGGACAUUCAAAAUACCCAAUGAUUUUAAUUUGGAUCAAGUAGAAAGUUCAGUGAUGAGAUACUACUUAUCUAAGGGUUCUACAAAUGGGCCAACAGAAUCAUUUGGCAUCUAUAGAUAUUAUGGGUUGUUGCCAUACAUGUCAAAACCAUAUUUAUGUGAAGAAAAUUCACAUUGUGUUGAUAAUUUGAUCGGUGGAAUAGAACCUCUGACUAGUUAUAUUUCUGCCAUUCUAGAAAAUUAUUGGCCUUCUUU
Entrophospora candida is the source of this 295-nucleotide messenger RNA. NCBI's taxonomy places the organism in Eukaryota, Fungi, Glomeromycota, Glomeromycetes, Entrophosporales, Entrophosporaceae. The record is from the annotation of a GenBank genome assembly.